Messenger RNA from Patiria miniata (bat star), 4525 nucleotides. RefSeq names its product heparan sulfate glucosamine 3-O-sulfotransferase 1-like. NCBI's taxonomy places the organism in Eukaryota, Metazoa, Echinodermata, Asteroidea, Valvatida, Asterinidae. The coding region runs from base 1671 to 2861 and encodes 396 amino acids. The record is from RefSeq and is a predicted model, not a curated record. The transcript has 3 exons. Gene Ontology annotation, molecular function: [heparan sulfate]-glucosamine 3-sulfotransferase activity.
GGGAACAACAUGGGUGGCAAUUCUUUACGGGUGAAUGUGGCAGGCCGCUAAAUAAAUUAACAAAAUGGUUCCAACAGUACAGAACCUAUCGGUCCUCUUACCUUAUUGUUGUCAUGCUGCUGUGUCACUGAUGGACAAGCCUAGCUACUUCAUAGUGGAGGUGACUCGGUGCUUUUGAUGCAUGUGAGGAACUGUUGGAUGCUUGCAUUCUAAGAUGCUGCCUGUGCGGUUUUCAAAUGAUACGUGAUUUUCCCGCUCGUAGUGUCACGGAGACUCAGGAAGUUUUCAACCGCCGUUGCAUACCUCCUCAAGAAGGAUUCGUCUUGCCAACGGAACUGCCGUCUGCUGGGUGGGGAAGCCCUUCAGAAUAUGGCGAAUGGCGAUGCUCUCUCUGGCAACUGGAUCUGCUGUAGGAUAGCCACGAAAGACGAGGCGGCGAAUGUCGGCUACAAACUCUGCCAGCUUCUCCUUUGGCUGAUGUCUCCUCGCUCUAGCUGUGCGAUGAAGUAUUAUGGCAACUGCCGUUCGCCAAUUUGCAAAGCUCCAGUUUAUCAGAGUUUCGGACGACUUGAUCGCCUCCGCAUCCAUGCUGCCAGUGGUACAGGAAUACUCGGCUGUCGUAGACUGCUGUAAGGUUGGAAGCGUUUCUCUUCCUCUGACUAGCCGCAAACCUCGGCGAGACCCAUUAGUGGUCGAACGAAGCAUGACUUCGUGCCGUCAUAUUUUCCUUGGUGAGGGAGAGGAACAUCCAGCUUAUGACUUGGCUGUUCUGGGAGGACGAGGAGGCUUUGCUUGGUCUGUUGCUGCCGGCUGAGGGGCGUCAGCUUUGGUAACGGGCUGGAGCGCCGGGACAUCACUGACUGAUGAUUAAACAUUGUCAUCUGUCUGCUCAGCCGUUGAUAUGGGCCGAUUGCAUGUUGCUCGGAGCUGUUUCAGCUCGGUUCUGCCUCCACUGAACGCCGAGCUUGAAACCUAAGUUAUAGGUUCGAACUCCUGUUUAAGUCGUUGCAGUUCACUUUCUGCCCAGACUUGAAUACAGGUCGGUGUCAUUGUACAACCACUGCGAGAUUCUCGGUUUUGCCUUAGGCAGGCAUAUCAUUGUUGGCGUUUGAAAUUGGCGAGCAUGCAUGCAUGCAGUCAGAUUCUAAAGCUGGAAUUAAGACUCAUGGAGUAGAGGGAUAUCACCAAGUGAUUCUGAUUGUGGCAUACCUCGGCGCACGCUUAGUGUUUUGCUUAUCAGUGCCGACUUGGAGCCACUUCUAAUUCUAUACGUGGGUCCCAUGCAUGAGAAACUGAGUCUGGGUUCUGGAAAGGGCAAUUAACAAAGUACACAGAGCGCGGCUGAAACUUUGGCUGAAACGUCUGGUUCCGCUCAAUUUAAGUGCGCCCUCAACAGUUGGCCAACAACCGUCAAAGUGCCGGCUGGCCUGGGCGAAAACCGGCGCGGUUGGAUCCGGAACGUCUGGGAAGUUUCGAUUAUCAAGUUGGCUAUUCUACCUCCAUGGCUAAAUGAAUAUGAAUUUUGUUAGAAAAUCAUAUUCAUAUUACCAACCGACAUGUGCAAGAGGUGUUUCCCAACGUUGAUGGUGUGACGAGUGUGCCUGAGCAUAGAUCAAGUAUCGGAGGAUCAAUGUUUCUCAAGGUCGAUCACGGGAAAAAUUACAAGUGCAAUGAUGAAAUACUGCGUAAGCUCUUCCAACUUGAGAAAGAGAGUGAUUUUGGUUGCAGUGGCCUGUCUGCUGCUGACAAUUUCACUUUUGAUGUUGGGAGGAAUGCAUCUACGAGGGGAUAGCAUUAUAAAAACUAGGAGGAGGCCAGGUGCUUGGUACAAGUUGAAGACGCAUAAAACUGCCCAUCCUGAGAAACAUACCAAUGCAACAGUGGGAGAUUCCCUUUCUCUAAAAACUUCCACCUGUGAAAAAUGUUGCUACCGCUAUACCACCGUCGAAAACGGUGUGCUGGAGAUACGGAGCAAGUCUGAACUCAAGGAAAGGGGCUGCAAGAAAAGGUUGCCAGACGCCAUAAUCCUCGGCGUGAAAAAGUGUGGCACCACCACCCUGAGGAACUUCUUGAGUUAUCAUCCAGACAUCGCCUUCACACAGAAGGAGCUGAAUUUCUUCACAUCCUCUGACAGAAUUGAGGGGCUGGAAUUUUACAGGAGUGAGAUGGUCUACUCCACUCUGGACCAGAUCUCGAUGGAGAAAACCCCGGCUUACUCCCUCCACCCGAAUGUCCCUGCUAUGGUCAAGGCAUUGCUACCCGAUGUCAAACUCAUCAUCAUCAUGCGGGAUCCAGUGGAGAGGGCCAUUUCAGACUUCGUGCACGUACAGGUCACCGUUGCCAAACACUGUCUGAAGCAAAAAGCCUUUGUGUCCUUUAUUUCAGAGCUUAGGAACAUCACUUUACCCAAGGGAUGUGAUUUCUUCAUCCAUUCCGAAAUCAACAAUACCUUUGAGGAGUCCGUGAUAGACUCCAAUGGACGUGUCAAGGUAGGAAGUCAGUUAAUCUCCAGAGGGGUUUACGUCCAGGAUAUACAGCGAUACCUGGAGUACUUUAAUCCCGAACAGAUUCUCGUAUUAGAUGGGGAGGCGUUCAUUAAGAACCCUUAUCCAGCUGUCAAACUCGUGGAGCAGUUUCUAGGCGUCAGGGAUUACUUCACACGUGACCAUUUCUACUAUGAAGUCCAGAAGGGAUUCUUCUGUCUCAAUAAGCCCAUCCCUAACAACUGUAUGAGGCGGGCGAAGGGGCGCCCUCAUCCGGAAGUAAAUGAUGAGACGCUGGGGAAACUGCGUGACUACUACCGGCCUUACAACAAGGCGCUGAACGACCUCAUGAAAGUUGACUUUCAUUGGUCAUCAUAGAAUUAACUCUAUCAAAAACACAGAGUUAUUUUGAUAUAAAGCAGGGACGACAGUCAUGACUGCUAACGAUUGUUCCAUGGAGACCCCCAUCUUUGUGGUCACGUGCUUAUCUCAGAGGGGAUAUCAUUGAAAUUGUACGUCCCAUCAUGUUCAAGAUACAAUGGCAUGACGGGACACAUUUUUAACCUAAACCUUCCCAAAUCCUCUUUGCGCGAAGGGAGGAUUUUGUAGGAUUGAGGGUAUACAUGGCAAAAAUGUGUUGCUUACGUGUGGAGGUUGCACUGUGUGAAUUAGGCCUGAUUUCUUAUUUUUAUUAUGCUCAGCCAUGCAUAAAUUUAGGCAUAUAUUAUACUUGAAUCCUCCCCCCUGCUCCAGGAUGUCACUGGCUCUGCCUCAACAUAUUGACAGUGAUUGCGGGAGGAUUUUGCAGGAUUGCUAAAGCAGUGGUCACUCCUCCUAGGAAAACAUUCAAGAAAUAACAGAAGAUUUUGGAGGAUUGAGGCAUGAUGCAAUUUUUGCACCCAGGCAGUUGAAGGAUUUAGCAGGAUUGAGGGUGCAUCCUUGCAAAAAUGCCUAGGGAGUUAGGGUUAAUCAAAUGCCCCCCCCCCAAUAACCACGUGACCAAAAGCCAGCGGCAUCCAGGAGACAGUCCAUCAACAGGUAUAUUAAAAAUAUGCCCAAUCAGAUUUGAUCCUCUCCUUUUUAUCUGAAAUGCUGGACCUCAGUUUUGUAUGUAUCUUUGGGAACGUGAAAGUGCGGGCAUCAAAAUGAGUAUUUUCCAGUAGUUGGACAAAAAAAGCCUUCUUAUUUCCUCGGUUUAAGUGACUAAACAAGAGUACUUGAGGCUGUUGGCUGGCCCACUGAUCUCCAUAAAGAUCUUAAAAGGUGGUAAUGGCCAAAAUGAGCUGUACACACAAAUGAAGCUAGGCGUUGAUUCCCAAUACCUCCAUUCGAAUGUGGGGAGAGCACCAAUCUUAACCACUCCCAUCGUUUACAAAAAGAUCUGAAAUAGAGCCGUCCGAUGCCGAAAGCAUACAAAAUAUUUUUCUAACAGAAACUUUAUAUAAAAUAUACUAUCUUGCCAUUUUAUUUACUUUUUAAUUUUAAUACCGUACUACGUUGAGUAAAAUGUGUACAUGUCAAUUAUUAAUAAGAUAUCUUUCUUUAUAAUUAUAUUGUUCUUGGAAUGGUUAUAUACAUGGCGGUCGGUGGAUUCACUUCAAACAGCCAGUAAUUGUCUAUUCACAUUUUUUACAUGGAGGUCAGAGGUCCGGUUUAAAUAGGAUGAUUGAAUCGUUGCCAACACCAUCAAAACCCACUUCUGUUCAUCAUAAUAUUUCGAGGCGAGUUUUUUGUUUUGAGAAAUGUAUGCCUAAAAAAUAAUGGUGUGAGAAUGUUCUUACACCAUGAUGGAUCUAUUGACUUCGGUGCUUGAUUUCGUUUGAAUGAUCAGCUUAGGCGCUCCAUACUAUGAUGGCAUGACGCUCCAUACUAUGAUGGCAUGAAGAUCAAUCAGUUUACAUACAUGUCAUUCUAAAGGCUUCGCGGGAAGCCAUAAGUUUUCCUUUGAAUAUAGGUUAGGCCAAAAAAACAAAUAUUCGGUCUCUGGUCAGACCAAAGUUCCGGAAUGGACGCGGCCACGUGGCUUUUUUUUUUUUUUUUUG